UACAGGAAAUGGACCGAAGAUCCUUGCCGCGGCGUGUUACCCUAAAAGGGAAGAAAAACUCUAUGAGAUGGAGUAAACGAAGUGAAAAGUUUCAACUCAUAAAAGAUUAAGGGACCAUUCUCAUGGGGAGAGAAACAGUUAUUGGAUUAGUGGGGAAACCUUCUAGUGGGAAAUCCACUACACUUAAUUCUCUUACUGAUGCCAAUGCAAAAGUGGGGGCAUUUCCAUUUACAACUAUUGAUCCUAAUAAAGCAACUGGAUAUCUUGAAGUAGAAUGUGCAUGUGCAAGAGUUAAACAACUGGAUUUAUGUAAACCAAAUUAUGGAUAUUGUAGAGAUGGUAAGCGUGGAGUUCCAAUAAUGUUACUUGAUGUGGCAGGUUUAGUUCCUAAUGCUCAUUUAGGAAGAGGUUUAGGUAAUAAAUUCUUAAAUGAUUUAACAGAAGCAGAUUGUUUAAUUCAUAUAGUUGAUGUUAGUGGAACUACUGAUGCAGAAGGGAAAUCAACCAGAGGUUAUGAUCCAUUACAAGAUAUUGAGUGGUUACAGGAUGAGAUUUUCCGAUGGAUUCUUGGGAAUUUAAUGGAAAAAUGGCCAUCGAUUGUUCGUCGACAUAUUGCUACUAAAUCUUCAACCUUGGAGACUUUAAGAGCUCAAUUAGGUGGGUAUUCUGCUAAUACUCAAUUAGUAGCCAAAGCUUUAUCUUUAAUACCUAAUUUACCCCCAUUAAAUGAAUGGGAUAAUGAAAUGAUUGAACGAGUAAUUCAUUCAUUUAUGGAAGUUAAAUUUCCUACAGUUUUAUCAUUGAAUAAAAUGGAUCAUCCUGAUUCAGAUAAAAAUGUUUCUAAAAUCAUUUUAAAAUAUCCUCAACUGAAAGUUGUUUUGACAUCUGCUAUAACCGAAGUCUUUUUACGAAAAUUGAGUAAUCAAAAAUUUAUCAAAUAUGAUCUGGGAACUGAAUUUGUUGACACCAUUGAUGAUUUGGGUCCAGAGCUGGGAUUAAAGCCAUUAGAUGAUAAAUUAAGAAAUAGAAUUGAAAAUAUCCGUGAUUUAGUACUUUAUAGAUUUGGAUCAACUGGUGUGAUUCAAUUAUUGAAGAGUGCGGCUGAACUUCUUGAUUUAGUACCUGUUUUCCCAGUUAGAAAUAUUCAUAAUUUUACGGGAGGAAAUGGAUCCAAUGUAUUUAGAGAUUGUAUAUUAGUUAAACGAGGAUCAAGUGUGAUAUCAGUAGCUAAGAAAAUUAUGGGAGAUGUUACAAUAGUAUCUAUUGAAGGUCUUGGAGGGAUUAAGAUUGGAGAAGAAGAUACGGUAGAUAUUGGUAAGAAUGAUAUUCUUAGUUUCAAAGUGAUUUCUAGUCAUUAAGCAUUAAAUAUUGGACAUUAAAUAUCAUGUAAAUAGAAUAGAAAGAGUAUAUAUAGUUAAUAGAC
Scheffersomyces amazonensis is the source of this 1423-nucleotide messenger RNA. RefSeq lists its product as uncharacterized. The transcript has a single exon. Gene Ontology annotation, cellular component: cytoplasm. The record is from RefSeq and is a predicted model, not a curated record. Lineage: Eukaryota; Fungi; Ascomycota; Pichiomycetes; Serinales; Debaryomycetaceae. Bases 123 to 1358 code for a protein of 411 amino acids. Gene Ontology annotation, molecular function: ATP hydrolysis activity; GTP binding.